This is a messenger RNA of Stegostoma tigrinum, 4604 nucleotides long. RefSeq names its product proprotein convertase subtilisin/kexin type 7 (gene pcsk7). Bases 244 to 2748 code for a protein of 834 amino acids. Gene Ontology annotation, biological process: protein processing. Gene Ontology annotation, molecular function: serine-type endopeptidase activity. The record is from RefSeq and is a predicted model, not a curated record. Gene Ontology annotation, cellular component: Golgi membrane; trans-Golgi network. NCBI's taxonomy places the organism in Eukaryota, Metazoa, Chordata, Chondrichthyes, Orectolobiformes, Stegostomatidae. The transcript has 16 exons.
GGGAGAGGGAGAGACUUCCGCAUUGGGAUACAAUGGAGUGGUUGGGUUACCCUUGAGGGAGGUAGAGGUACAUGGUUGCGUGUACGUUCCCAGGCAUAGUCCAGCUGGUUCUGACCCUUACCUUGCUGCAGGUGCCUCCGCUUCCUGCCAGCUUCCAGCCAGCGCUGCUGACACUGGGCAAGCGAGCUGAAGUUGCCAUUCAUCGACUUCAUGCAGAAUUCAAGGGGACAGUGAUCAGAUCUGAUGCAGAAUCUGAAGUGGACGUUGUCAGCAUGGCAAGUCACGAUGGGGACCCUAGUGUCAACUUGCUUGUGUGUCUCACUAGUAACCAUCUGGUUACCUCUGGUUACCAGGAAUGGAUUCGCCAAGGCCUUGAAGAUUGAGAGCUUAGGGUGGGACCCUGGGUUGGACAAUAAGGAGCCACAUGCGAACGAAGCUACCCGAGGCAGGACCCAGCUGCCAGAAGCAGGAAGUGGCACCUUGACAUGGGCCGUGUACCUGACCCCUGCAGUGGAAGCGAGUGGCCAGGACGCGGGGUCAUUGGGCGAACUUGCAGACGAGCUGGCCCAGGCCAUGGGUCUUGAGAACCGGGGUCAGAUCGGGGAGCUGUCCGGCCACUACCUCUUUGCUCUCCCGCUGCAUGGACGAAGCCGCCGGGAUCUCAAGGAGACUGAGAGGAUUCGGAAAUCCAUUGAGGCAGCGUUUGCUGGGCAUCAUCGUGUCCGCUGGCAUGCUGAGCAGAAACUGCUGAAACGCUCAAAGCGCAGCUUGCAUUUCAAUGACCCACAGUACCCUCUCCAGUGGCAUCUGCAUAACCGGAGGAAGGUCGGGAUGGAUAUCAAUGUGACAGGAGUGUGGGAACACAACGUGACUGGGGAAGGAGUGACAGUAGUCGUUGUGGAUGAUGGUGUCGAAUACACGGUCCAGGACAUACAAGCAAACUAUUCUCCAGAGGGCAGCUACGACCUGAACUCCAAUGAUCCAGAUCCUAUGCCACAUCCUGAUGAGCACAGUGAUAACCAUCAUGGGACUCGAUGUGCUGGGGAAAUUGCUGCAGCCCCGAAUAAUUUCUGUGCUGUUGGCGUGGCAUUUGGGAGCCAUAUCGCAGGUAUCAGAGUGCUGGAUGGACCCCUAACUGACAGUAUGGAGGCAAUUGCAUUUAACAAGCACUUUCAGAUCAAUGACAUUUACAGCUGCAGCUGGGGUCCUGAUGAUGAUGGGAAAACCGUAGACGGCCCACAUCCACUCGGGAAGGCUGCAUUACAGCAUGGAGUGAUGUCUGGUCGGCGGGGUUUUGGGAGUAUUUUCGUGGUGGCCAGUGGAAAUGGAGGCCAGUAUGAGGACAACUGCAACUACGAUGGUUAUGCCAACUCUAUCUACACAGUCACCAUUGGAGCGGUGGAUGAAGAAGGACGCAUGCCAUUCUAUGCGGAGGAGUGUGCCUCCAUGUUAGCCGUCACCUUCAGCAGUGGUGACAAAAUGAUGAGGAGCAUUGUGACCUCUGACUGGGAUAUGCAAGAGGGCACAGGCUGUACUGAAGGCCACACAGGAACCUCGGCUGCUGCCCCUCUCGCUGCGGGAAUGAUUGCUCUGAUGCUUCAGGUUCGUCCAUGUCUGACGUGGAGGGACGUUCAACAUAUCAUUGUCUUCACAUCUAUACGGUUUGAUGACCGCAUCGCUAAGUGGGAAGUGAAUGGUGCUGGAUUCAGUCAUAGUCACCAGCAUGGUUUUGGGUUGCUUAACGCCUGGAGGAUGGUUAAUGCUGCCAAGAUCUGGGAAUCCGUGCCGUUCCUCAGCUCUUAUACCAGUCCCCUUGAGAAAGAGGCCAAGCUCAUCCCCUUACAUCCCCACAAGCUGGAAAUUACCUGGAAUGUAACCGCUGAUGACUUGAACUUAUCUGGCAUGAAGACCCUGGAACAUGUGGCAGUGACAGUGACCAUCGCACACCCAGCUCGGGGCUCCCUGGAACUGACCCUAUACUGUCCCAGUGGGAUGUCUUCACUCAUUGGAGCCAAACGCAUCAUUGACACGGAUGCCUCAGGCUUCACCGAUUGGAUGUACUCUACUGUGCGUUGCUGGGGUGAGAAGGCAGAAGGUGUCUACAAGAUGAUUAUUCGUGAUUUAGGAGAGAACCCUCAGCGGAAGAAUGGCUUCCUCAAGCAAUGGCAGCUCACUCUGUACGGCUCUUCCUGGUCAUUUAAGGAUGUUAAGGAACGACAGAGGGUUGUUGACGAAGCCAUGAGUGGUCAGUUCCUCAAUGACAGUUUCUCAUUGCCAUGCCCUCCUGGAUUAGAAAUCUCUGAUCAGGAAUGGAAUUACAUGACAUCAAAUACACUGAAGAUGCUGCUGUUACUGGGAUGUUUUGCCGGCUUCUGGUCUAUUUAUUAUACAAUGGAAGUUAUCUUCUACUCCAGGAAGCAGUUUAAGUUCAGCUUGCUGUGUAAUACAUCGACCCAUGGGUCUUACCAAACCUUACGUGAUACCGAAAAGGAUGCAUCUGAAUUGAUGCCACUACAAAAUGUAGAUGCAAAUGAGACAGAUGAUCGACAGAUGUUGAACAUCGAGGAAGUCAAUUUGGAGAAAAUGGGAGAGGAGAGAGAUCUAACCUCGAAGCAUGAGAUGCGAAAUGUAGCCAUAACUGUAACUGGGCCCAGACAGAGCUGGGAUUAUUCAAUUCCAAGCCAUCGAGUGGGGCAUAGGAGCAGCGAGAAUUCUUUACUUUUCUCCUGCGACAAUGAGCUAACGUAACAUUCAAUGAAUUCAUUGCGCAUCUACUUGCACACAAGAAAAUUGAACAACGCAAAAUCUUUUGUAAACUGGUAAUUUGGAAAACUAAAUUGGGCAGGACUACCCUUUAUAAACAGAUUGUACCUGGAUAAUCAACUGCCACAUGACCUCAGCCUGUCAGAUAAUAAUGCCCUCCUCAGGGUCACGUGUGUUUGCAUCCCUAGUGGUUCAGGGCUCCCUAUUGCAGAACUGGAAGUGAUCAUCAGCAAAUCGUUCCCCUACAGACACACAGCAUGUAUACCUGUCUCUCUGUGUUUUUCUCUCUCUCUCUCGCUGUCUCGUUCCUACUCCCUUUUUAUCACUCAGCAACUACCUGUCCAUCCAUAAUACCAGUGGAGAACAAUGCAGACUUUAUUAUUUGAGUGUUUGCCAUUGUCUUCGAGUUAUUUUCCUGCUAUUUGGGCACCUUUCACUUGCCUUUGGAUAACAGGCUUUGGCUUUGGAAUAGCCACACACAGCUAGCUUGAUAGAUCAAAGAAUCAUCCAACCUUCCUGCGCUUGAUGAUUCUGCGGUAACCAGUGCUGGGAAGAAUGUGGAUGCAGAACAGCAUCAGAUAAAUCCACAGUUGAGUAACUGGACUCGGACUCACUACAAUGUUGUUUUCUUUUAAGUUGCACAGCCUGUUGGUUCUAUAAAUUAUAUAGACCUUGUAUAUCUCCUGGAACUGACUUUGAAGAAACUUAUCGCUCUGCCGGUCUGAUUAUCUGUUAGAACAUUGAUGUGUUGAAGAUACAUGUUGUGCACAAAAUGACCUGUUGCACUGCUGCAGCUGCCCUGUUCAUAUCCCAUAAGAAAUUUACCCACACAAGCACCAAUGUCUGAGAUUCAGUCUCAGCAAAUAACAAGAGUUGCUGCAUGAUUAGUCUCAACAUCUUGGCAGCCAACAAAAGGUGAAUUCCAGCUGGUUUCUAGCGUCUGAUAGCUUGAAAUCAGGCUCAUGUCACUGAAAUGUGGCUCUUCGCAAGUCCUCUGAAGCUUUGCACCUGGACUUAAGAUCAAACUGACUGCCAGCACCACUGCUGAUAGUGCUCAUGUCGGCAAUAGUGUAGCAACAACACAAUAUAAAUAAAAUUGCAUCUUUCAUCGGCAGGAUCAAUAAGAUAGUGCAUACGGUCAGACCAAUCAUGUUGAGCAAAUUGUAAUGCAAAUGUUUUUUCUGUUGUUUUCAAGAAGAAAGAGAAAAUGACUGAGAGGUACUUUUAAAUAAUUAGACAGCAUAAUAGCUCUUAUCAGCCUUUGAGUUACUUUGUAAUGAUGUUUGGGUACACCCUUCAGUAUGUUCUCGAUAAUACAUUCCAGACUAGAAGCAUGAGAGGAAAAGUGAAAAAUUGAUUGAAAUACCUCAGAAGUGAUGAUGAAACUGCGGGUCAGUCUUGACAUUUGAAGGGGCAACAUUUAUAUUUUUUCUAGUCUGUCUUUAUAAAUAUGUAACACGUUUUCCCCCAUUUCACAAAUGGAUUCUUCAGAUUGCCAGACAACGUUGAUUUUAGAUGCUAGAAUAAUUCUGCUUUCAGCACAAAAAUAGCAUUCACGAUGGAAAAUAAAUCAAUAAGUCAGCUUAAUAUUUUGCAGCCCCAUAUUAAUAUAAUAUGGGAAUAGAGGACUAUUAAUGCCAUGUUGUCGCCCUGUAAAGUUGUUAGGGAAUGUUUUCUGUUUUCUCGAAAAAUUAUGGGAAUUCUGUCUUAAAAAGUGUCAUUGUCCAGCAAAGUGUCCCUCAACUUUCCUGAUUCCAAGUACGUAAAGUUCCAGUGAUGUCAAAAGUAAGAAAAGCCACAUCUGACAGCCCAUCAUUUAAUCUUUCAAACAUGCCAAUGGG